This is a messenger RNA of Lathyrus sativus (Indian pea), 840 nucleotides long. The record is from the annotation of a GenBank genome assembly. Lineage: Eukaryota; Viridiplantae; Streptophyta; Magnoliopsida; Fabales; Fabaceae.
AUGGCAUCUUUAUCGGUUCCAUGCCCCAAAUGUCCUUCUUUUUCUUCUUUGGGAUUGAAAGCCAACAAGAUCUUGUUUCAGAGUGGGUUGAGUUUGAAACCUUGUCAAUCAUUUGGUUCUUUGUCUGCUGAGUCAGCAUCUUUUGGAAUUCAGUGUCUUAACAAGAAACAGUUUCCUAUCAAGAUUCACGCGCAGCUUAAUGAGGCUGUGAUUGUUGAAAAUUCGAAUUCUGCACCUAAUGUUGCUUCACCAAAAGAGCAAGAAAACCAAAAUGGGAGCGUCUCUGGCGGCACACUGUCGCUGUCAGAUACAUCUACAGUUUCUGAAUUCAUGACUCAAGUUGCUGAACUUGUAAAACUUGUGGAUUCGAGAGAUAUUGUGGAGUUGCAACUAAAGCAAUCGGAUUGUGAGCUCAUGAUAAGAAAGAAAGAAGCUUUGCAGCCUCCACCGGCCACGGCUAUCCCGCAACCAUCACAACCAUUCUACUAUCCCACGCUUCCUUCGCCACCGCUCACACCAACAGCAGCUGCUUCUGCUCCUGCAAUCUCUCCUCCUUCGAAAGCAACACCUGCCUUGCCUUCCCCCAUGAAAAGUGCAUCGUCUCAUCCACCGCUGAAAUGUCCAAUGGCAGGAACUUUUUACCGGUGCCCGGCACCUGGUCAACCUCCAUUCGUCAAGGUGGGAGAUCAAGUACAGAAAGGCCAAGUUAUUUGCAUUAUCGAGGCUAUGAAACUGAUGAAUGAAAUUGAGGCUGAUCAAUCGGGAACAAUAACCGAGAUACUUGUUGAGGAUGGAAAACCCGUCAGUAUAGGCUUGCCUCUUUUCAUAAUAGUUCCAUGA